UUUUAUUAUGAGUUUCUUUUAAUAAGACAUUUUUUAUAAACUAUGAGAUGUCAGGUUUAUUCUGUAUGAGGAGCAUCACAUAUGUCACUGAAUUAUUUUGUGUAUUCAGGACUCGUGUAUCCUAUUAGAGACAGACAUUUUCUCUCUUUCUGUUUGAAUUAUUACCUUGCUGCCAAGCAAUCAAACCGAAAAUAACGUGUCCGCAUCGAGGUUUAAAAAUAUUGUGGUGUUCCUUUAAUAAAUUAACGGUGCAUUGUGGGAUGUAAAAUGGCUCCAUGGUGUUGUCAGCAAACUAGCCCACCAGUCAACUCUUACAGCCUUAACGUUACAUUUACAAAUAAGUACCGUCGAUGAAGCAUUGCUAUUAAUUUCUGAAUAGUAGUAUAGAGAAUAUAGCUUUGAGAAUCAACAACUUUUAUUGCAUUCACCUCUUUUUUUUUCGUCGAAACAACAGCCACCAUGUCUGCCGAAGUAGACAAAGUGAGAAGUCAGUCCAGCACAAGAAGAGAUGAUAGAAGAAGUACUGAGUCCUCCACAAGAAGAGAUGACAUUAGAAGAGAUGACAAAAGAAGUACAGAGACUGCCAGAAGAAGAGAUGACAAAAGAAGUACUGAGACUUCCAGAAGAAGAUAUGACGGAAGAAGUACUGAGACUGCCACAAGAAGAGAUGACCGAAGAAGUACUGAGACUGCCACAAGAAGAGAUGACCGAAGAAGUACUGAGACCGCCAUAGGAAGAGAUGACAGAAGAACAACAAGUACAGGGAAAGAAAAAAUUAAAAGGAAAAGCCGCAGUAGAUCAUCUUCCUCCUCAUCCAGCUCAUCCUCAUCAUCGGGAUCCUCUUCAUCAUCCUCAUCCCGCUCCUCGUCUGGCAGUAGGAGUAGUUCGAGCAGCAGUGAUUCCCACAGCAAGUCCAGAAAGAAUUCUAAGAAAAGGAAAAAGGAAAAACAACUCAAAAAGAAAGGGAAAAGGGAGAAAAAGCUUAAACGGAAGAAGGACAAGAAAAUGAAGACGGAGGAGGAAAGCGCUGGACCUGGACCUAUUCAGAUAUCCAAGUAUUUAAAAGAGAGAAAGAGAAAAAGCAAGUUCAGCAUGAUUUCAGGAAAGAAGAUAAAAAUGAAAUUGAAGAAGUCAAAGAAAGACAAGCUGAGAGACAAGAAUCGCGCAGAACUGCUUGAAUUCCUCAACUCCACGUUGUAAUGCAUGGACCGUCACUGUUAGUUGCGUUCCAGAAUCUUCCACUUUUUUCCAGAACAGAACUCAGGGAAGGAACCCAUGUGAUAAAGCUCCAAAAGAAAAUAAAUUUUUAGGUUUAUUAUCACAGGAAGAGAUUGGGGAUAUGGCCCAGGUUGUUUGAAAAUGUCAGUAAAAGCCAUGUCUCGGAAUUUGACUUCAUGCUGUCACUUGGUUGCCGGCGCCUUUCUGCAGACUAUUUGUAACCGAUGUCUCUGUUUUGAUUUUUAGAACUGUCAUUUUUACUAUAAUAUUGAAGGAGCCAGUCGCUGACUUUUUGUCUAUAUGUUUGCUAAGCAAGAUAGUGUUGCUGUGGUGGAAUACUGUCAUCCGCAAAGAUCUUAGUGAUGAACAACCUACCCGAGUUCAAAUUGUAUUUGUUUUCUUUGGGAUUGAUCAAAGGGGCAAUCUGCUGUUGCUAAAUCAAUUUUUAGAUUUAAAUGAAUGAUAUACUCGUUUAUUCUCGAAGGUAUCUAUAAAAGUUAUAUUCUAACUGUCGUACCCCACCAGGACCCAAAAUAUAAGCUUGUUUUAAAUGUAAACAAACACUAUAUAGCCUUUAAACAUAGUUUUAACCAUCAUUUGGCUGUCAUGGAUGGUCAGUCCUUGUUUUCAUAGCUCUGUCCAUGAGUUUGUUAUCCAAUUUCUCCAGCCCCAUAGCUGAGCUAUGUACCUAAUCAAUGGCAGGGUGUCUGCUUUGUUAUUGUUUUGAACUGCAUAUUUCCCCCUUUAAGCAUGCCUGGCACAAUGGAACAAAGGAAAAGUGCCAACUCUGUCCAUUUUUCUCUCCAGGCAGGCUCAAAGUAUUUGAAAUCAAAUACUAUUUGAACCCAGAUGUGAUGAACAAAGAUUUGUGUAAGCUUCAUUGUAGUGUAAUCUGUCAAAUAAAACACCAGUCUGGCAUUGCAUUGUUUGAUGAUCUAUGUUUUAAAGAACGGACAAAACUGUCCUGCAGCUAACUCUUGACUGUAUCCCCUGGAGUUUUAUUUCUUUAAUGGUUGGUGUUUAAGACAUAUUUAUAUCAGAGUCAUCUAUAGAAUGUACAAAUCUGAGACCCGUAACUGGAUGUCAUCCCAUGUAAAUCAAAUGUAUUUUGGAUGAGCGUUAUACUUUGUGAAGGCAACUUGACUUGUGACAGUCCACUCAAUACAACAGCUCUUUUCUCAACAGCAAUAAACUGCUGCUGUUAUACUCUACAGUAGUGAUGUGCAAUGUC
This is a messenger RNA of Oncorhynchus mykiss (rainbow trout), 2449 nucleotides long. RefSeq lists its product as uncharacterized. NCBI's taxonomy places the organism in Eukaryota, Metazoa, Chordata, Actinopteri, Salmoniformes, Salmonidae. The record is from RefSeq and is a predicted model, not a curated record.